AUGGCUGAGCAGCAACAGCAGAUGCCGAUGCUCAAAAUCUCAAUGCUCCACCAUCGGGACAGGUCCAAAGAUGAGGAGACCUGGAUGAAAUGGUACCUCGAGGAGCAGAUUCCACGCUUCAUUGCCGUGGUCCAUAAGCAUGGAAUUGAACGUUGUGAACUUUACUUGACACCAGACCCGUUCAAGGAGAAGUUCCAGGCCGACCUGGAUACAUUCAAGGGGGGCCGCGACGCGGGAUGGAAGAUGGCGUCGUACGACGCGGCCACAAUCUAUUGGGUGUCAGACCCGCAGAAGCUCCGCAACUUGGUCAGCGACCCGGAGUAUCAAAAAAUCAUUGAGUUUGAGAAGGGCUGGAUCGACCAAAACAGAGUCGACGUGCAAGCCGGUACGCAAUACACGUUCAUCGAGAACGGCAGCAUAGUCAACACCGUCACAAAGGCGUACGACUAG
Messenger RNA from Canariomyces notabilis, 450 nucleotides. RefSeq lists its product as uncharacterized. Bases 1 to 450 code for a protein of 149 amino acids. The transcript has 2 exons. Lineage: Eukaryota; Fungi; Ascomycota; Sordariomycetes; Sordariales; Chaetomiaceae. Gene Ontology annotation, molecular function: oxidoreductase activity. The record is from RefSeq and is a predicted model, not a curated record.